Molecule: messenger RNA, 987 nt
Organism: Haemonchus placei
Lineage: Eukaryota; Metazoa; Nematoda; Chromadorea; Rhabditida; Trichostrongylidae
Source: the annotation of a GenBank genome assembly
AUGGUCUGCGUGGUAAAGAGAUUUUCUCUAUCCUGUACUGUGCUUGAGAUUCCUCUUCCUCCCGUUUCCGUUCGGAAUACUUCUGUUGCACUUCUAUUUGAUUAAAUAGGGACACGAUUUCCGACAAUCUUUCAGAAAAUUCCAGCGCCUCUUCUGCUACAUGGUGUAAAUCAUUUUCCCAAACUAAUCGACUGCCGAACACAUCAGUCAACACAGUCAUUAAGGAGAGCGCCUCCUCAGCGAUGUUGCCAUGUUCAGGCGAAACGUACAAGUUCAUACAUUUCUGCAUGAGUAUCGAAGCAUUCUGGAUAGUUAUCUUUCGUGCGGCAGCAUCUGUCAUAAGACGUGGAUCAAAAUGCCGGGUCAGAAGGUGUGCCAACAAGUAGUCGCUAUCUGCAUCAUCCUCCGACGAUUUGCUGGCCACAAAAUUCAGCAGAACAGCAAGACACUGCUCAGACAGCGAAUCACUUGACUCGAUAGCUGAGCGAACCAGGGCCAUUUGAUCCAAACUCAGACAUAGUUCAUAAAAAGAAGCCAAGCAACUCAACCCGAACACGUUCGUCCUUCGUAGCACUUCACAUAUGUUCUUUAACUCCUUUGAACUAAACGACUGUGUUGGUAAGAAAUGAAGAAUGACGGUUUGUUCAUCUUUCGUUAAGAAACCAUCCGCGUUCGCAUUUUUGGCCGACAAGUACUUUAGGGCAUGUUUCCACUUUCCAUUUUCUAAAGGCUCCUUCACAAAGUCUUUCAAAGCGGAGUGAAGCUUUUUUUGAUUGCUUUCUUCCACUGGACAGGGAGUACUCGAAAAACUUGAAAAUCUUUUGGGAGGGCUUCUUUGUCGUCGAUUAGCAACUACUUCACGAAGUCUAGAAACCCGUAAUGGAAUAUCAGCAAAGGUAGCAUUAUUUGUCAGCCGCACGCAUUCGUCCGAUUCGCGGUAUUGGACCUCGCAUGGGUCAGGCUCUCCAUCCGGCCAUGGUACCUUGA